AUUCUAAACGAUGCUAAUUUAAUGUCAACGUUACAUUCGUACAAAUCACGUGAUCCGCAGUUUUUCUAUGAAUUUAUAACAACUAAACUGCAAAUACAAAUAAAGGAAAGCAACUUAAUAAAAAUGAAUGUGGGACAUUAUCAAAACUCAUUUGAAAUCUUAUGUAAAAUUGGAUCAGGAGGUUUUGGCGAUGUGUUCAAGGUGAAAAAUAAAUCAAGCAAUGAAGUAUACGCUGUUAAAGUAAUUGAUUUCAUAGCGAAAGAAUUGACGGAUAAACAUAAAAGAGAUGUCUAUAAAGAAGUGGAAUAUUUAAAGAGAAUUGACAACAAAUAUAUCGUCCACUGUAUGGACGCCUGGAGGGAAAUGGAUGUCGUUUAUAUUCAGCUGGAAAUCUGUUCACAAAAUUUAACGAAUAUUCUGGAAAUCAAACCACAAGUAUUUCAAAGGGAACCAAAGUUUCCGAUGAAUUCAUACGAAUAUAUCAUUUCGUGUGAAAUAUUUAGAGAAGUUUUAGAAUGCGUUCAAUAUUUGCACGGAUUGUCAUUCAUUCACAGAGACUUCAAACCCGACAAUAUAUUAAUUUCUGAUAAUUCACUAAAAGGACGAUUCGUAAAGUUAUGUGAUUUCGGUUUAGUUACAAAACACGAUAAUAUUAUUCACAAUAAAACAGUCAAUAAACACACAGCAGAGGUGGGAACCGAUCGAUAUAUAGCGCCAGAAGUUAUAUUCGGUGCAAAAUAUAACCACAAAUGCGAUAUUCAUAGCCUGGCAGUUAUUGGUGGCGAUAUAUUCGAAACUAACGUGCUUACUGAUUUAGACAAUAAACAACCAUAUUCAUUGGCAAACAGCCAAUUGAAUGGACCGGUAGCCCAUUUGAAGCAAGUUUUGGAUCAAAUGCUGGUCAGGCGUUGGAAUGAAAGGCCGGAAUGUAGUGAAGUGUUGGCUAAAUAUAACGAGUGGUCUAUCGAUAAGAAUAUUCUCGCAAAUGAUGCAGAAUUUGAGUCAACACUAGAGGGAGUUCAUGCGAUUGAGACACAGAUAAGGGAAAGGGAUGAGAUCGCCCUGUCUGUGGGUACCUGGAUACUACCAGUCCAGACUGACUUCAGAGCAAACCAUAUCAUCCAUUCGUACGCAGAUUAUGCUAAUUAUGGUAAUCAUAAUAGUAUUCAUAAUAAUAGCACCAGGGCCAAUUAUGGUAUAAAUGACAGGAGUAAUAUUAACUCCAAAUAUGAUAUCAAAGCAAAAUCCAAGAAUUUCAUGGGAAGGUCGGCGAUACUUAUCACGAAAUACAUGAGCGGCCGUACGGUUGUCAACACAGCCGUCGAACGGCUCAAAGAGACCAAAAUCCCGGCCUUUACUUUCUGUUACCCGACGUUCCUAUCGAUGGAGAAGUUCGUCAAAAAGUAUCCCAAUUUCAGCGACGAUUACAGAGACUAUCAAAUGAAUUAUACCGGUGGUUAUUGGAGAAUCAACAACCAGCUACUGAUAUAUUGA
Oppiella nova is the source of this 1494-nucleotide messenger RNA. The record is from the annotation of a GenBank genome assembly. NCBI's taxonomy places the organism in Eukaryota, Metazoa, Arthropoda, Arachnida, Sarcoptiformes, Oppiidae.